CAGACAGUUUAAAUGUAUUGUUUAGCUGUAAAUGUUUUAUGAUGUGUUCAAUCAAUUUAUCUUUGGAAUUUUCGGUAGACUGCUAGUCAUAGCAAAAGGAAGCUGUAGGCCUGUAAAUGUAUAUAACUUACUGAGAUGCAGUUGCGACAGGAUAUUUCAGCAUAAAUCCUUAUGUAGAAUAUUAACCGAGCAAUAUUUAAAUUUUACAGAGAUACAUCAUUGUCUGUUGAGCAAAUACUGAUGCCACUUACCACUGCAAUAAAUGAACAUGAAGUUACUCGGUUCAAUAUAAUGCGAAGAAAUGUUUGGGAUGGCACAGUGAGAGCAAUGAGUAGACCAAACUUUACUCCAAAAAAAAGAAUUGAUGUAAAAUUUACUGACGAUAUUGGCAUUUCUGAAGGAGCAGUAGACCUUGGUGGUCCAAAACGUGAAUAUUUUCGCUUAUGCCUGAAAUAUUUGAAAGAUUACAGUGGAAUGUUUGAGGGUGCUUCAGGGAGCAAACUUUUAAGUUGCAAUUCAGCAGCAUUAAAGGAAAAUUGCUAUUUUUUUGCGGGACAACUGAUAGCAAUGUCUGUUGUGCAUGGGGGGCAAUCACCAUGCUUUUUCUCCCCAAUUCUUUAUAAAUCCUUGGCCAAAGGUCCAGAAAAUACUGAAGCAGAAGUUGAGGAUAUUCUUGAUAUUGAUAUUCAUAAUCAACUUAUAGAGAUAAAAACAGCUACAUCAGACACACAAUUGCAAGUGGCUAUCAGUAGAGCAUCCUGCAUUUUAAGCCUUUCUGGGUGUUUCAAAAAAAUCACCUUGGAAAAUAAAGGAGCUGUUACCAAAGAUGUGGCACAUUGGUAUGUGUUACAGAGAACAAGAACUCCAUUUGAAAGAUUUCAAGAAGGACUGCAGAGCCUUGGAGUUCUUUCAGCAUUGCAGCAGUUUCCACAGCAGCUUCAAUCCCUUUUUAUUAAAUUGGAGAAAAAAUUAACAGCUAUUGAAGUUGAACAACUUUUCAAGUUUCGUAUGUCAGAGGAAGGAAGCAACAGAUAUGAAGCUGAAUUACUUGUAGUGGGAUUUUGGAGAGACUAUCUGCAAGAUGCAGAAUUUUGUGUUGAUGCAGUGACACUGGAAGAAAUACUUAUUUUUGCAACAGGAAGUGAUUCAGUUCCUCCUCUUGGUUUCUUUCCUGAGCCAUCUUUGGAGUUCUUGCACUGCAAGUCAAAAUUCCCUUUGGCGAAUACCUGCGACUGCAUACUUAGGAUUCCUCUAACCAAGAAUUAUACUAACUUUAAAAACAAUAUGAAUUUUGGCAUUAGAAAUUCCCCAGGGUUUGGAAAGGCUUAAUGAAAAUGAUGAUGUAUAUUUCAAACAUUACACAUUAAGCAAUAAAAAAAAUCUUUUGUGGUAUUUGUACACUUUUCAACAUCAGAAUGUUUCAUUUGCAAAAAGAACAAAGUUACACUGUGUUUUUAAUUAUUGUUCAUAUAUUUGAAAUAAAUUAAUUUUGUAUUGUCAAGGAAUCAG
Erpetoichthys calabaricus (reedfish) is the source of this 1509-nucleotide messenger RNA. RefSeq names its product G2/M phase-specific E3 ubiquitin-protein ligase-like. The coding region runs from base 241 to 1329 and encodes 362 amino acids. The record is from RefSeq and is a predicted model, not a curated record. Gene Ontology annotation, cellular component: nucleus. The transcript is spliced from 5 exons. NCBI's taxonomy places the organism in Eukaryota, Metazoa, Chordata, Cladistia, Polypteriformes, Polypteridae. Gene Ontology annotation, molecular function: ubiquitin-protein transferase activity.